UGUCAAGUGUCAAACAAAUGCCAUUUUUCAACUGUCAAUAGAUUAGUUGCUAGGUAAAAAGUAUUAUUUUCUUUGAUAAAUUGCUAAUAGGUAAACAUUAUAGAUAGUUCAAUAAGAUAGUCGAAAUGGAUGUUGGAGAACUUCUCUCAUUUAAACCUGUACCGACGCCGAAACGACCAAAUGAAGAAGAACAGGAAGAUUCUGAUGAUGAUAACAACUACACCUCGAAAAUACGACGCCUAAACAAGAACACAAUUGAUCGUUUAUCACAGUCUUAUACAACAAUCCUUCCUAAAGAACCUACGAUUACAGAUAAAGAAAGAGAAGACAUAUUAAAAUUUGUUGAAACCGAAGUAACUGAGGGUGAAGUGCUAGAUGAAACUGCUGUAAAAAAGUUAGUUCUUAAUUUUGAAAAGAAAGCCCUCAGAAACAGAGAAAUGCGAAUAAAAUUCCCAGACCAGCCAGAGAAGUUCAUGGAAAGUGAAAUAGAUUUAUUUGAAGCAUUGCAGGAAUUAAGUGCGGUGGCUACUGUGCCUGAUCAGUACCCCCUGUUGGUAGAGUUAAAAUGUAUUAACUCUCUAUUAGAAUUGUUGUCGCACGACAAUACUGAUGUCUCUACAAAAGUUGUAAAUUUAUUGCAAGAGUUGACGGAUGUAGAUAUUUUGCAUGAGAGUGAGGAGGGGGCUGAGGAGUUGAUCAAUGCUCUGGCGGAGGCUGAAUGUGCUGCAUUACUGCUGCACAACCUAGCGCGCCUUGAUGAACAAGUGCCAGACGAGAGAGAUGCAGUCCACAAUACUUUAGGUAUUAUUGAAAAUAUAACAGAAUUUCGCCCUGAACUAUGUACUGAGGUUGCCAAGCAAGGUUUUAUACAGUGGAUACUUAAAAGGCUAAAAGUAAAGAUUCCAUUUGAUGGCAACAAAUUGUAUGCGAGUGAAAUUUUAUCAAUACUUUUACAAAAUACUCCCGAGAACAGGAAGUUACUGGGUGAACUUGAUGGAAUUGAUGUUUUAUUACAACAAUUGGCGUUCUACAAACGCCACGACCCAAGUGGGGCUGAGGAACAAGAAGCUAUGGAAAACAUGUUCGAUUCACUGUGCUGUGCUCUCAUGGAGCCUGCCAACCGCGAUCGAUUCCUACGGGGCGAGGGCUUGCAGCUAAUGAAUCUUAUGUUAAGAGAAAAGAAAAUGUCUCGGAACGGCUCAUUGAAAGUGUUAGAUCACGCCCUGGCGGGGUCUGAUGGUCGGGACAACUGCAACAAGUUUGUUGACAUAUUGGGACUGCGAACAGUAUUCCCACUGUUCAUGAAGACGCCGAAGAGAAAAAGAAUACUCACUGUCGACCAGCAUGAAGAGCAUGUCGUUUCAAUUAUUGCGUCAAUGUUGCGCAACUGUCAGGGGAGCCAGAGACAAAGGCUCCUGGCGAAGUUCACCGAAAAUGAUCUGGAGAAAGUUGACAGACUUUUAGAAUUGCAUUUCAAAUAUAUGGACAAAGUUGAUCGUACUGAAAAAGAGAUGGAGGCGGAAGGUGAAGACUUAGACGACGAAGCACAAUAUUUAAAAAGGCUAUCCGGCGGAUUGUUCACUCUGCAAUUAAUCGAUAGGAUUAUUUUAGAGGUAUGCACGGCGGGACCACCCGCGGUUAAGCAGCGAGUGCAACGCGUGCUGUCACUGAGAGGCGGUUCCUUGAAGAUUAUUCGUCACGUUAUGAGAGAGUAUGCUGGUAACUUAGGAGACGCUGGUAGCGAUGAGUGGCGCCAACAAGAGCAACAGCAUAUAUUACAACUUGUCGAUAAAUUUUGAUCACUUUUUGUUUGUAGGAAUAAACUAAUUAAAUUUUGUGAACUUUCAAAUA
Molecule: messenger RNA, 1851 nt
Organism: Pararge aegeria (speckled wood butterfly)
Lineage: Eukaryota; Metazoa; Arthropoda; Insecta; Lepidoptera; Nymphalidae
Product: beta-catenin-like protein 1
Exons: 13
Coding region: 126-1799 (557 amino acids)
Cellular component (GO): spliceosomal complex
Source: RefSeq, a predicted model, not a curated record